AAGAGCACCCCGAGCAUCCCGAGACACGCACCGCCCGGCCAUGAUCCUGCCCUGCGCCCUGCUGGCCGCGCUCCUGGCGCCCGGCAUCGCCGCCAACCCCUGCUGCUCCAACCCCUGUCAGAACAGAGGAGUCUGCAUGACUACAGGAUUUGAUCGGUAUGAAUGUGACUGCACGAGGACAGGAUAUUACGGGGAAAACUGUACGACGCCGGAAUUCUUCACGUGGCUGAAGCUGACAUUGAAACCUUCACCAAAUACUGUCCACUACAUCCUCACCCACUUCAAAGGAGCCUGGAAUAUCGUCAACAAUAUUCCCUUCUUACGGGAUGCUAUUAUGAGAUAUGUAUUAAUGUCCCGAUCGCACUUGAUCGACAGCCCACCGACUUACAAUAGUGAUUAUAAUUACAAAAGCUGGGAAGCUUAUUCCAAUCUUUCCUAUUACACAAGAAGCCUUCCACCAGUAGGACUUGACUGUCCAACACCAAUGGGAGUGAAAGGUAAGAAGGAGCUCCCAGAUUCAAAGCUGAUUGUGGAGAAGUUUUUGCUAAGGAAGAAAUUUAUUCCCGACCCACAGGGCACAAAUGUGAUGUUUACAUUCUUUGCCCAACACUUCACUCAUCAGUUCUUCAAGACGGACCACAAGAAGGGACCUGGCUUCACUAAAGCUUUCGGCCACGGGGUUGACUUGAACCAUAUUUAUGGAGAGACUCUGGAGAGACAACUUAAACUGAGGCUCCUGAAGGAUGGAAAGCUAAAGUACCAGAUGAUCGAUGGAGAAAUGUAUCCGCCAACAGUGAAGGACACUCAGGCGGAGAUGAUCUACCCUCCUCACGUACCUGAACACCUGCAGUUCUCUGUCGGGCAGGAGGUGUUUGGUUUGGUCCCAGGAUUGAUGAUGUACGCUACAAUAUGGCUGAGGGAACACAACCGGGUCUGCGACAUCCUGAAACAGGAGCAUCCCGAGUGGGACGAUGAGCAGCUCUUCCAGACUACUAGGCUCAUAUUGAUAGGAGAGACAAUCAAGAUCGUUAUCGAGGACUACGUGCAACAUUUGAGUGGCUACCACUUCAAACUCAAGUUCGAUCCUGAGCUGCUGUUCAACCAGCGAUUUCAAUACCAGAACCGGAUUGCAGCCGAAUUCAAUACUCUCUACCACUGGCACCCACUUCUGCCGGACACGUUCCAGAUACACGACCAGGAGUACACUUUCCAGCAGUUCCUCUACAACAACUCCAUAAUGCUUGAACACGGCCUUUCCCACAUGGUGAAAUCUUUCUCCAAGCAAAGUGCUGGCAGGGUUGCUGGUGGGAAGAAUGUUCCUGCUGCAGUACAGAAAGUAGCAAAGGCUUCGAUUGACCAAAGCAGGCAGAUGCGAUACCAGUCCUUGAAUGAGUACAGGAAACGCUUCAUGUUGAAACCCUUCAAAUCAUUUGAAGAACUUACAGGAGAAAAAGAAAUGGCAGCGGAACUGGAAGAGCUUUAUGGAGACAUUGAUGCUAUGGAGCUGUAUCCAGGCCUCCUGGUAGAAAAGCCACGCCCAGGUGCCAUCUUUGGUGAAACAAUGGUGGAGAUCGGAGCACCGUUCUCUCUGAAGGGACUGAUGGGAAAUGCGAUCUGCUCCCCCGAGUACUGGAAGCCCAGCACCUUUGGUGGAAAAGUGGGCUUCGAAAUAAUCAAUACAGCCUCCUUACAGAAGCUCAUCUGCAACAACGUGAAAGGGUGUCCUUUCACUGCUUUCCACAUCUUAAAUCCUGAACCCACAGAGGCAACUAUUAAUGUUAGUACCUCAAAAACAGCAAUGGAAGAUAUCAACCCCACACUACUACUGAAAGAGCGAUCUGCUGAGUUGUAAAAAUCCAUCUAUCUAUCUAUUUAUUUAACUAUAUAUAAUAAUUUAUUCUAUUUAUAGUUUAAAGUGUUUAAAAACAAAAAAAAAACUUGAGCAUCUUCAUUGUGGGGGUUGUCCUAGAUUCCUUACUCAGGUAAGGCUUCCAUUUACAAAAGGGAUUUUCUGUGUCUGAGCUCUACGGUGGUGAAUCCCUUGUUUAAAGUCUUCUGUAACAGAACUAUGUAUUCCAAAGUGGACAAAGAUUCCAGCUUUUUUUAAUGUUGUUUUAAUACUUGACAAAGGGGUUUUGGUGUUUUUGUCUUUUCGCUUGAUAGAUCACAUAACACUACAAAAUAAGGUUAUUGCCUCAGCAAUUUCUUAAACUUGAAAACGGGCCAUUGAACUAAAAUAGCAAGAAAAUUUGACUCGAUGAAAACUACCAGAAAAGAUCAUGAAUUCAACACAAGAACUCAAAGAUUAACCAAAAAUACGUAUACUUGAGACUCGCUUAUUGAUGUAAAGUUAGAAAGCACAUUGCAUUUAUUGGUGGUACUACCUCUCCCUCAUUGCAAAUAAGGCACUUUGUACAGUAACUUAUGUUUGUUUUUAUGUGUAAAUCUACUUUCAUGUGGCAUUAUACUAUUUUUAAUUUAAUUAUUUAAAGAAACUAGAACUUCUCUUGGCUCUUGUUUUUGAAGCGUUAAGUCAGAGAAGUAUUAUUUGUGUAAGAGGACGAUAUUAAGGCACUGAGCUCAGCAAUAACUGACUCUCUCAGGCUGCAACACAAGGCUGCUCGCAUUUUGAUAGAGAUGUUUUAUUAUGCAAGUUUGGGGAGGUUUGAAACUUAAUCCAAAGUAUUAGUGUUCUUUCCAUAGCUGUCGUUGUAUGGUCUACUUGAUAAGGUAACAAUAUCUAUCACUUUAAGAACAAAUGGACAGUAUAGCUUUAGGUAGGGAUGUGACCGUAGUAUAGCUUUGUGUACCUGAAACCUGGAUAUUACUGGGGAAUAGUGGAAGUCGAGGAGCAGAGAAAUGGAUACAGAAUAGAUCUGGCAAAACUUAAAGCCAUCAUGACUUAAAUACAGCUUAUGUCUACAUACAUAAGCCACACUUGUGACUUAUAGUUCUAUUUAUUGGAGGGAAGAGGGAUAAUGUUUUGUUUCUAACUUAUAAACAGAGGCAUUUUAAGUGGCUUAAUCUUAAAUAAAACUGGCUAGCUAGCACAAAAUCUCCUAGACGUAGUUGUCCUGAUCCGGCACUGAAAUAUCUAGUCUCAUCUGGGCACAUAAGAAGUUACAGAGGGUCUUGUACCAGCACUUCGAACUUUGCAUAUAAGGGUAUCUUUUUUUUAAUUUCUAGAGAGGAAAUGUAGAAGAUGAUCUUCCCAUAAAAACAGCUGGGGAACUGUAGGGAAAAAGAAAGAGUCACUUCAGACGGGAAUAGAGCAGCAACCUGGUACUCUGUGCCCCUGCCCAAAAUUCCUUGGCUACUUGUGGAAAAGGACUUGAGUUUUACGUUACAUCUGAAUCUCUCAGACACUUGUAGAGGCUUGUGAACCGUCACGGCUACGGCACUAGUAUAGUUUGACUGUGACUUCUGUGUCUCUAAACGAAUCGACACAUUCCGAUUUACCUUUUACUGUGCAAGUUUGAUUGUUAGUGUGAAUGGGAGAUCUCAAUUCAGCUGUAGUGAGCGAUACCAGGGACCAGUUUGAUUUUGGUAUGAAUGCUCUGGGAGAAAGAAGGGCCUUUGUUGCUUUUUCUGUUUGAAGCACGAAGAAGGGAAGAACUUCGCUCAUCCCGUGUUAGAAAGUGGUCAGUACUGUGUCUGCUGACAACCAAAACCGCUUGGACACUUGUUAAACACGUAGUGGUUAUUCAGAUCCAGCUUUGGAACACACUUCUUCAGAGCACCCUUCUGCCAUUGACGAGGAAAAGUGUUUGGCCGAGAGCCAAAGAGAGACAAGUUGGGACAGAUCUAGUUAUUUUUGGGGUAGGUAAAGAGGGAUUCCUCAGAUCCUGUCACCCGAGUGAAGUCUUAAGCUGCUUCAGAGAGGAAUCGUGUUCAUCCUGCAUUUUGUUCUCUGCAUUCACAUUUCAACAGUCACUCGCCUGUGACCCAACCUGCUGGGUUUGGCUGGGUUCAAGUUGCUCGUAAUAACUGUGUAUGUUUGAGAUUAUUUAUUUAAAAUUCUGUGAAUUGUUUUUCACUUUAUUUUUGUAGGACAAGAAUGUUUUUAAAAUGCAAUUGUUUAUAUAAAUAAAUUACCUCCAUGGGCUCAGUUGCACUGAUUUCUUUCACACUUAAUACCGCUGAAGGAACUCU
Molecule: messenger RNA, 4152 nt
Organism: Cuculus canorus (common cuckoo)
Lineage: Eukaryota; Metazoa; Chordata; Aves; Cuculiformes; Cuculidae
Gene: PTGS2
Product: prostaglandin-endoperoxide synthase 2
Exons: 10
Coding region: 41-1852 (603 amino acids)
Biological process (GO): cyclooxygenase pathway; response to oxidative stress
Cellular component (GO): neuron projection; cytoplasm
Molecular function (GO): oxidoreductase activity, acting on single donors with incorporation of molecular oxygen, incorporation of two atoms of oxygen; heme binding; prostaglandin-endoperoxide synthase activity
Source: RefSeq, a predicted model, not a curated record